ACCAACUAAAGACGAACACGAAUAUGAGGACGAGCACGAAUACGGUCAUGAAUACGAAGGCAAUUACGGAGACGAAAUCGACGACGAGGACAAAUACGAAGAUGAAUAUGACACCAACACGAAGAUGAACGAAUACGAAAAUCAAAAUAAAAACGAAAAACAAGACGAAUACGAAUGCGUAAACGAAUAUAGAGACGAAUACGAGGAUAAGAACAAUGACGAAUAUGAACACGAAUAUGACUACGAAGUCAAAUAUGAAAGCAGGUACGAAGACAACUACAAAUACGAAGAUCAACCGAAGAAAAAUACGAAAACAAGGACGAAUAUGAACGUGCAUACGAAUGCGAAGAGUAAUAUGGAUAGUAAUACGGAAGCGUAUGAGCAGACGAAUAAGAAAAAGAAAGCGAAUGAUGUCGAAUACAAAGACUACGACUAA
Molecule: messenger RNA, 436 nt
Organism: Rhagoletis zephyria (snowberry fruit fly)
Lineage: Eukaryota; Metazoa; Arthropoda; Insecta; Diptera; Tephritidae
Product: RING finger protein PSH1-like
Source: RefSeq, a predicted model, not a curated record